ACAACCACUUGAGAUCCUUUUUCACAUUCCACUGCCUUCCCAACUCAUAGUCUGAAUUAUUGGAUGCUUAAAAAAUAGUGCCUACUUCUUCAACUUUCUCUAAUUUUGCAGAUUCCAUUUCCCUUUCUUUCCUUUUUUGUUCCCUGACUUUCCAUUUUGGCUUUGUUCAUUUCUCUCCUCGUCUUCUUCCUCAUAAUUCCACCAUGUCUGUCAUUGGAGAGGCUGCUCUUUCUGGGUUCCUGGACCUGUUGUUGAGCAACUCGCUCGACUCUGCACUCAAAUUUGUUGCUAAUCACAACCAACUCCACCAGCAGCUCAAGCAGUGGCAGUCCAUAUUGCCUGAUAUCCAAGCAGUGUUGGACGAUGCAGAGGAGAAGCAGAUCAAGAACAUGGGUGUGAAGAAAUGGUUGGAGGAUCUCCAGGACUUGGCUUACGACGUGGAUGACAUCUUGGAUGAGUUCGCUUAUGAAGAGUUACGUCUGAAGCUCAAGAAAUCGCAAGCUCAAGCCAGCACUAGCAAGGUACGGAAACUCAUUCCUACCUGCUUUACUGGUACUAGUUUCGCUCCCACUUCUUUCCUGUUUAAGAAUUCCAUGAUUCCGAAGGUGAAAGAGAUCACUGCUAGACUGAAUAGUUUGACUACUCGAAGAAGUAGUUUGGGGUUGAGUGAGAUCUUGUCUCAAGCUCCAACCUCCAAGGGAAAGCAACCUAGGCUGCAACCAACUUCCGUACUGGAUGGAGUUGUGGAGUAUGUUGGCAGACACAAGGAGAAGACAGAAAUGAUUGAGUUUCUCAAAGGUGAUAACUCCAACGGAGUUUCAGUCCUUUCCAUCGUCGGCAUCGGAGGGAUGGGUAAAACAACUCUUGCCCAGCUUGUUUACAAUGAUGCCACCAUCAACCAGUCUUUUCACCACAGGGCCUGGGUAUGCGUUUCUGAUAAUUUUGAUGCAAUUGCUAUAACAAAGGCAAUUUUACAGUCCAUCACUUCUGAGUCAUGUGAUUACAGUAACUUGGAUUUACUUCAAGUUAAGUUGAAGGAGAAAUUGUCUGGGAAAAGAUUCUUGCUUGUUUUAGAUGACAUUUGGAACGAGAAUUAUAAUGAUUGGACCAUCUUACGGUCUCCGUUUGGAGCAGGGACCCAUAUCAUUGUAACCACUCGUCUUCAAAUUGUUUCAUCUAUUGUGGAUCCGCUCAAAGCUUUUCAUUUGGAUAAACUAUCGGAUGAUGAUUGUUUAUCCAUAUUUACACAGCAUGCAUUAAAAGCAAGAAAUUUCGAUGGACAUCUCCAGUUUAAAGAAAUUGGAGAGAAAAUUGUUAGAAGGUGCAAUGGCUUACCUUUGGCUGCAAAAGCCAUUGGAAGCUUGCUUCGCACGGUUGAAUAUCAUGGAAAAUGGGAAAGGAUAUAUGAGAGUGAGAUAUGGAACUUACCAGAAGAGCAGUGUGGCAUAAUUCCAGCUUUGCGAUUAAGCUACCAUCAUCUUCCGUCGUACUUGAAACGAUGUUUUGCAUAUUGCUCCAUACUUCCUAAAGAUUAUGAAUUUGAGGAAGAAGAAAUUAUCUUGUUAUGGAGAGCAGAAGGUCUCUUGCAACAAAAAGUUAUGCCUCAAAUUAAAGAUCUCGGAAAUCAAUAUUUUCAAGAUCUAGUGUCGAGGUCAUUUUUUCAGACAUCCGGUAAAGAUAAGUCCCGAUUCGUAAUGCAUGACCUUAUCAAUGAUUUAGCUCAAGUAGUUGCAGGGGAAAUAUGCUCAAAAUUAGAGGGUGAUAAGAAAUGGAAGUUCUCAAAUCGCACUCGACAUUCUUCUUAUAUUGCUGGAAGAUAUGACACAGUGAAGAAGUUUGAAGCAUUUGAUCAAGUGAAAUCUUUACGUACUUUUUUACCCUUAAUGUUUUCUAGUAAUUAUUAUCCGGGGCCUUAUUUAACUAAUGUUGUUUUGGUUGAUUUGUUGCCAAGACUAGGCUACUUAAGGGUGCUUUCUUUGAGUAGGUAUACCAUCACUGAGUUGCCUGAUGUUUUUGAAAAUUUAAAACAUCUUCGGUACUUAAAUUUUUCUUACACCCAUAUCAAAUGGCUACAUGACUCUUUGUGCACUCUUUAUCAUUUGGAAACUUUAUUAUUGAGACGGUGUCGGGAGCUUCAAAGGUUACCUUCAAAGAUGGAAAAUCUUGUCAACUUGCAUUAUCUUGAUAUCAGAGGCGCGGACUCAAUAGAAAGGAUUCCUUUUAGAAUUGAUAAGCUAACGAAACUUCAAAGGUUAACUGAUUUUAUAAUAGGGGAAGGUGAUGGUUGUUAUAUUAGAGGUUUGAAAUAUUUGUCAAACCUCAAAGGUGAUUUCCGUCUUUCUGGGUUGGAGAAUGUUAAUGGUGAAGAUGCAGGGGAAGCCAAGUUAAAUGAGAAGCAGGGGAUUCAGCGAUUGGUAUUGCAUUGGAGUGAAAAUUUUGAAAAGGCUUCAAGGAAUAAGGAAGUUGAAGAAUGGGUGUUGGACUCUCUUCGUCCUCCAAAAAAGCUUGAGCAACUCGUCAUUGAGAAUUAUGGUGGUGCAAAAUUCUCCACUUGGAUUGCAGAUUCUUCCUUCGAAAAUAUGUUGUCAUUGGAGCUUCGCAAUUGUAAAAAUUGCAAAUCUCUACCAUCGAUUGGAAGGCUGUUGUUGUUAAAAGAUCUUUCAAUUAGUGGUUUGGAUCAAGUACACAAGAUUGGUGCUGAGUUGUAUGGAGAAAAUCAAUCAAAUGCUUUUGCAUCAUUAGAGUCUCUGUGUUUUGACAAUAUGCUGAAUUGGGAGGAGUGGGACCUAUGUGAAGAUGAUGAGCAAGUAUCGAAAUUUCCAAGCCUUCGUAAGCUUUCAAUUAAAAGAUGUCCUGUAUUGUUGGGAAGGUUGCCAACCAUCCUUCAAUCCUUGAAGAAACUUGUAAUCUCUGAGUGCUCAAGGUUGGUAGCUUCAAUUUCAAGUUUUCCCUUGCUGUGUAAAUUAAGGGUUAAAGGGUGUGAAGAAUUGGUGGAUGGAGGUUCUUUGUCUGUACAGAAGGUUACCUCCUUGAAAGAUGUGUCUCUUUCAAAUAUUUCAAAUUUUAAUAUUUCAGCAGAGAAGAUAAUGUUGAGAUUUGGAAACUCCGAAACAUUCUACAUCUCUGAUUGGAAGGAGUUGGGAUCUUUAUCGCAAAUUGGGUUAAGAUUAGUCGGGCAUCGUUUUAUUUGGAUUGCGGGUUGUCCCCAGUUGGUCUCUUUGGAAACAGAGGAGGAGGGAUUGCAACUUGACAAGAUUCCAGGUGUUGAUUCUCUGAUAAUAGAUAAUUGUGAAAGGCUCAAUAAACUGCCAGAAGCCUUACAUGCUUUCCCUUUGAUUACAAGAAUACAACUUGAAAUCUGUCCAGGCUUGGUUUGUUUUGCAGAGAGUAACUUUCCUCCUGCUUUAAAAGAGCUGAGGAUUGGGAAUUGCGUGAAUUUGCAAUAUUUGGUUGAUGAAAAAGAAAAUAAUAAUAAGAGUAUGAGUAGCAACACUUGUCUUCUUGAGCGCUUGGAAAUAAGCAACUGUCCAUCUCUAAUAUGGUUAUCAUCAAGGGGCGAUAUAUGCAAUCGGCUUCAACAUCUCGAAAUUGAAAGUUGUUCAAAGCUAAGUAGGUUAUUUUUAAACGCCAAGUUACCCGUAAUGCUUAAACAGCUAUUUAUUGGGGAGUGUCCAGUGUUGGAAUGCAUAGCCCAAGACUUCCUUGAAACCACUGAUCUCGAAAGCAUUCGUAUUUGGGGUACUGGAAAUUUUAAAUCAUUACCGCGGGGAUUAGACAAGCUCAGCCAUCUUCAGGAGAUUCAAUUAAAUUUGUGUCCAAAUCUGGUUUCAUUUGAAGAAAGUGGGUUGCCCACCACAAAUCUCAGAGUUCUCUCAAUUAUGGUUUGUGAAAAUUUUAGAGCCCUUCCCAAGUGCAUCAACAACUUCACCUCCCUUCAAGAAUUAUCGGUGUGGGAGUGUUGUUGAAAAUGGCCAACCAUGCUGCUAUUAUGUUUUGUUAAAAUGCAUGGUACUAUGAUGAUUCUGUUGAAUGCAUACUGCUUGUAUGCAUGUUGCAGCAUUUGUGCAUGUUGCAGCAACAUAUUUUCUGUUUUAGUUGCAAUUUAAUUUAGUUUGGUUGAGAAUGAACUUUGAUGUUGAUGUUUUGAUGGGUUGGUUGAGCUGAUAAGUCAGCUUAUCCAUGUGUACAAGCAAUGUUUUUAAAGUUACUAGGCUACUUAGUGGUAUUAGGUAGUAAUAACUGAUGUAGUUGGCUAUAAAUGUAUUGUUUUUCUUAUUGAAAAAUUAAGCAUAUCAGUUGUAAGGCAGAUUGCUUCCUUGCUGCACGUUUGUGAGCAAGUAAAUUGUUUUUGUUUCUUCCUCCUUGCUGCUGCCAUUGUUCCAACAAAUGGUAUCAUGAGCCUAAGUCUUAAGGGACCAUUGAUUUUGCUUCCCCUGCUCAACAUCGGCUCAAACUUAUGAGACCUCCAAACAAGCUUGAAUAAGCUAAAGGAGGAGUUUCAAGGAAAGGUGUGAGCUUUCCAAAUGUGCAAGCUUAGCAAGAUGUCAAAGCUGCAAGCUUAGCAAAGUGCGAGCCUGUUGAAGACACCUGUUGAAGACAAUAUGCAAAGAUGUGAGUCUGUCAAAGGUGUGAGUUCAGCAACAUGUGGAAGCUCAAUGUGUGUUGAAUAGUUGCAAGCCUAUUGAAGACAGUAAGCAAAGUGUGAGCCUGUCGAAUUGCAAGCCAAAAUGGCAGAAUGAAGGCAAGCAAACUAUACUCACGAACUGUUUGUGCAAGAAGAAGCAAAGAAACAAGGCAAGAUGUGUUGUCAACCAAGGCUGUGAAGGAGGAGAAGACUCCAUUUGGUGAACAAAUCUUUGACACAAAAGACUGGGAUAGUCAAGUGUGUAAGUCAGAUUUGUUGUUUGUGAAUGAGGCCAAGGUUGAAAAUGAAUUGGUCAGCUUGAAUCAAAGCAUCUAAGAGCUGCCAAGUUCAAAAAACUUGAUGAAUGACUGGUAUUUGCAGCAUGGAGUCCAAGGAGGAGUGUUGAAAAUGGCCAACCAUGCUGCUAUUAUGUUUUUGUUAAAAUGCAUGGUACUAUGAUGAUUCUGUUGAAUGCAUACUGCUUGUAUGCAUGUUGCAGCAUUUGUGCAUGUUGCAGCAACAUAUUUUCUGUUUUAGUUGCAAUGUAAUUUAGUUUGGUUGAGAAUGAACUUUGAUGUUGAUGUUUUGAUGGGUUGGUUGAGCUGAUAAGUCAGCUUAUCCAUGUGUACAAGCAAUGUUUUUAAAGUUACUAGGCUACUUAGUGGUAUUAGGUAGUAAUAACUGAUGUAGUUAGCUAUAAAUGUAUUGUUUUUCUUAUUGAAAAAUUAAGCAUAUCAGUUGUAAGGCAGAUUGCUUCCUUGCUGCACGUUUGUGAGCAAGUAAAUUGUUUUUGUUUCUUCCUCCUUGCUGCUGCCAUUGUUCCAACAAGUGUUCGGCUGACGUAUCCUUUCCAGAAGAGGGUUUUCCUGCCAAACUCACAUCACUUGAAAUCUCAAACGCACCCAGAAUUUAUACAUCACUUGUUGAAUGGGGAUUUAACAGACUCACCUCUCUUCAGCAACUCAACAUCAGCGGUGAAGGAUGCUCACGUGUGGUGUCAUUUCCAGAAGAAGCGAUGGGAAUGAUGCUGCCUCCUUCUCUCACCAAUAUCAGUAUCCGUAGAUUUGAAAAUUUGGAAUUCAUGUGCUCCAAGGGCUUACAACACCUCACCUCUCUUCAACAAUUGGGCAUCUAUGAUUGUCCUAAGCUCGCCUCUCUUCCAGAAAAAGAUAUGCUUCUCUCGCUUGAGCGUCUUGAUAUUCACCGUUGCCCGUUGCUAGAAGGGUGCAGUAGGGGUAAAGGACGAGAGUGGUCCAAGAUUUCCCGCAUACCUUGUGUUCUAAUUGAUAUUGAAACAGUCAUCCCGAGGUUUUGAAAUUUAAGCAGCAAAAUCUGGUAUCGAUUUCUCUACACUCAAACCACAGGCAUUGAAGGCUAAAUUGGCGAAAAAUAGUGAACUUCAACUCAUCUGCUUCAGCUUAUUUGAUUUAGUAAAGCGUACUAUUAACCAAUGGUUUUUCAGAAGAACAAGUCUUUUACGUGAUAGUUUGAUCCUUCCAGGAUUAAUGGAGGGAUACAGUACACAUUACAACAUGGCAUUAGAAAUCUCAAUUUAACACAUGUAAGACGACAGAGUUCCCAAAAUAUUGUUCUGUCCAAUCUCAAAGAUGUCCAUCUUAGUUUUCCGAAUUUCUCAGACCAUGAAUCCAUUCAAAGUUUGUGGAUAGUUAUUGGCGAGGUAUUUUAUUGUAUGAUGUAAUUUCAUUGUAAUCUCUAAUUUUUAGUAGUCAAUUUCGUUUUUAGUUCUGCCGAUGUAUGGAAUAUUCCCGAACCACGUAUAUCAUUGUGUUUACCUUCUCUA
Gossypium raimondii (Peruvian cotton) is the source of this 6425-nucleotide messenger RNA. RefSeq names its product putative disease resistance RPP13-like protein 1. Gene Ontology annotation, biological process: defense response to other organism. NCBI's taxonomy places the organism in Eukaryota, Viridiplantae, Streptophyta, Magnoliopsida, Malvales, Malvaceae. Gene Ontology annotation, molecular function: ADP binding. Bases 204 to 3965 code for a protein of 1253 amino acids. The transcript has 3 exons. The record is from RefSeq and is a predicted model, not a curated record.